CGGCAGAAAAACAAUAAUCAGCUGAUGCCAUCGCUUAUUUCCAACAAUUUGCACCGCAAAAGUGAAGAAUUACCAAGCAAAUAGAUCGCCUGCCGACCGAAUUAUGCUGCUGUAAUCACCCAAGCACACAACGGUAAAGAUAAAACCAGGCGAGAUAACACCACGCACAGGUGCCACAACAUGCUGUCCUACAUAAAGCGCAAGCUCUCCGAAUCCGACAGCGGCGUCAGUUCGGUCGCAACUGUGACGUCGUCGUGCGGCGGCGAUAGUGGGAGAGCGGGCGGAACGGGCAGCAGUGAAAGCGGUACGGGCAGCAGCAGCGCCAGUAUCAGCGGACGCAGCCAGAACGCCGACGAGUUAGUGCGCAAAACGAGCCAGAUGUCGAUGGAUGAUGAGGCCAUUGCCUUCGGGGAGGACGCACUGCUCCAUGAACUGGGCUACAAGAAUCAGACGGAACUGCAGGAAACCAUCUACGAUCUGUUGCGCGGCAUUCGCGAUCCCGAGAAGCCGUGCACUUUGGAGGACCUCAACGUUGUCUACGAGGAUGGAAUCUUUGUGAUGCCGCCCACGCGCUCCAAUGUCUCAGUUGUUCGCAUCGAGUUUAACCCCACAGUGCCACAUUGCUCGUUGGCCACGCUUAUUGGACUCUGUAUACGCGUGAAAGUAGAACGCGGACUUCCGCACAACAUAAAGCUAGACAUAUACAUCAAGAAGGGAGCGCAUCAAACCGAGGAAGAGAUUAACAAGCAAAUCAAUGACAAGGAGCGCAUCGCUGCGGCCAUGGAGAACCCCAAUCUGAGGGAUUUGGUCGAGAACUGCAUCAAGGAUGAGGAGUAGCUCUCUUUGCCAUAUCUUUUGUACAUAGGGAAUACUUUGAGGAAUGUCUAGGAUUAAGUGUACCAUUAAGUUGCAUCAGGGAGUGUGUGCUUAGCAUUAAAGCCCUUAAAAUCUGUUAAUCGCUCGGCCGUUUUGAUUCCACCAGAAUAUCGAUUGCUCAACGUCCUAUCUAUUUUCCCGCCUAUGCUGCUUACUGAUAAGGUCCCCCGGGCCCAACAACUCUCAUUGUUUACAUUGUGCCGAAGCGAUAUGGCCGUCGGACAUUCGGCCCAAGAAAACCGUGUGCACAUCGGUGUCAUGGCGGGUGAAUGAAUCUGAAUCGCAAUCGUAUCGAUGGGCCGGCCAUGUUGGGCACCAGCCAGACGGCGUGUACGUCACACGGAUUUAUCAGCUUCAGAAGAGUAGAGAAUGUUUGGGGCGUAACGCAGGGUAAUCACCUGCCGUUGGCGCUGUUAAGUUGAGUGCAUGACACACAUUCGACUCAACUCGACUCGGCUAAUUUCUUUGCAACUCUCCGGUUUCAGUGAGCACUUUGUUGCCAUGACUGUCGCUGUUUCUGCUCCAAUUUGCAUUUCCGGGGUUUUCCAUUUGUUAAAUUGCACUGCACUUCCGCUCAUUUCGCUCUUACUGCUCCCCCCACCAAAGUGGCAAGCCAUAAAUAUUAAGCAAUAUCAAUUAGUUGCUUGCCAUCGCGCUCAAAAUGCUUUAAACUAAUUUCCAAAGACUUAGGCAAAAAACAUCCCCACCAGCAAUUAAAACCAUCUGGCGCUGCGAACUUUUUGCCAUGACACCGCUGGCCAAUAUUCACGGAAUGGAAACCGGACCAGAGCAGACCCUUCGUGCCCCUAAGGCGUGCCGCGUGCCUCAGAAGGCGAGGGAAAAAUAAUAAAAAUGAAUGCGCAGACAAAAGCAUAUUGCGAAUAUUACGCUAAUUGGCGACUGCAAUCAAAGCGGACCUCGGCCUGGACACGUCGGCCGAAAGGAAUAGGAGUGGCAGACACUAGCUUCUCCCAGCCUUCCAGCAGCCGUGUCGCCAGCCUGACCAUGACCGAAGCCAU
This is a messenger RNA of Drosophila melanogaster (fruit fly), 1895 nucleotides long. RefSeq names its product galla-1 (gene galla-1). The record is from RefSeq and is marked reviewed. Bases 181 to 837 code for a protein of 218 amino acids. The transcript has 4 exons. Gene Ontology annotation, cellular component: apical plasma membrane; spindle. Gene Ontology annotation, biological process: protein maturation. Lineage: Eukaryota; Metazoa; Arthropoda; Insecta; Diptera; Drosophilidae.